Microthlaspi erraticum is the source of this 1113-nucleotide messenger RNA. The record is from the annotation of a GenBank genome assembly. NCBI's taxonomy places the organism in Eukaryota, Viridiplantae, Streptophyta, Magnoliopsida, Brassicales, Brassicaceae.
AUGAUCUUGAAAAUGGUCAUGGAUGUUUCAAAUGAGUUACCAUCUUCGGACUUUGAUCGGUUAGUUGGAGUUGAAGCUCAUGUCGAAAAGAUGAAAUCGAUGAUAUGCUUAGAGUCCGACGAUGUGAAGAUUGUGGGGAUCUGGGGUCCUCCAGGUAUUGGCAAAACCACCAUAGCUAGGGCUUUAUACAAUAAAGUUUCAUGCAACUUCCAGCUCAAGUAUUAUAAAGAGAGUCUUGAUGUAAAGUAUAAAUGGUGGAUCCCUCCUAGUCUUACCGACGAAAUUAGCUUGAAAAGGCGUUUGGAGUACGAGAUACGGUCCGGAGUUUUAGAUCAUAGGGGCAUGAAGAUACCUGACUUACUUGAGGCAGAGGAAAGGUUAAAGCACCAAAGAGUCCUUCUCAUUCUUGAUGGUGUCCCUGGUAACGAAUUAGAAGCAUUGGAAGGUCUUAUUCAAGGUCUUAGAUUCGGAAGUAAGGUGAUUGUGACAAAUGAAAAUCUUGAUUCACUGAGGGAUAAUUGGAUCAACCCCAACCAGAUAUACAAAGUUGCGUUCCCAUUGAGCGAAGAGGCUCAACAAAUCUUCUCAUACUCUGCGUUCGGGCAAAGUUCUCCACCAAGAGGUUACUUGGAGCAUGCUGUUGAAGUAACGAAGCUCAUUGCUCGUUUUCCACUUGGUCUCAAGGUUUUAGGUUCGGCUUUACGUGGGAAGAGCGAACAGGAGUGGAAAACUGCACGGGGUAGACUCAAACGCUAUUCUGACGACAAUGAUAUUAAAAAAGCAAUUAGAUAUGCGUCCGACGGUUUAUCUGAGAAGCACAAAACUUUAUUAAAGUCGAUCGUAAAGCUUAUUAGAUAUCAGCGUCAGAGCGUGAACAACGUCAUAUUAUCGCUUGCAGAGAAGGACUGGGACGUGGAGAAAGGGAUACAAACCCUAGCUGACUUGGCGCUCAUCUCUAUAUCUAGCGAAGGAGUACUCACAAUACACCACUUAGUAGAGAACGUGCUAGAGCAUCCUCAUCCAUGGAGAAUCUCUGAGGCUGAGAGAGUCUCUGAUGUGCAAGAAUUAAUAAAAAUAAUAAAAGAGGAGAGUCUCUCAAAUGAGAAGCUUUGA